Messenger RNA from Trypanosoma brucei brucei TREU927, 1176 nucleotides. RefSeq lists its product as hypothetical. The record is from RefSeq and is a predicted model, not a curated record. NCBI's taxonomy places the organism in Eukaryota, Euglenozoa, Kinetoplastea, Trypanosomatida, Trypanosomatidae. The coding region runs from base 1 to 1176 and encodes 391 amino acids. The transcript has a single exon.
AUGGAGGAGAGUACUGAAAGAUCACUUAUCCGAGUUGAUUCCCAUCGCGAUUCUCAACCAGAGCCAGUUGAAGAUGCACACGGCGAGGAUGUUGUUUUGAAGGGCGGUAAGACGCGACCACGGCCUAUGCGUUUCGGUGUUCGACCACAUUAUUUCCUUCCAAAUGAUAUUGUUUGGAUUCGUCCCCCCGGUUUACCCUACUGGCCAGGGGAGGUGUUAGUAGCUGAUGUUAAGUCCAAUCGCAUCACUGCCCGUUUGUUUGACCCGCCACCUUCCCUUGUUUCCUCAGGUGAUGCUGAUGACGGGUUGAAACGAGAUUGUAUCACCGCUCCCGCUAGCGCCGUGUAUUUUUUUGACCGGCUGCGCACACCAGAAGAUGUGGCGGAUUGUAUUGAGCAACGGUUACAGCGCACAAAACAUAAGGUGGAUGCAUAUGAAGCAGCGUUCCAUCGUGCCGUAAUGCACGCAAAUCGGCUUGUGCGUAUCGUGCUCAGUCCAGAGAAACUUCAACCAUAUUCUAUAUGUGGUGUUGGGAUUGUCUACAGUCUUAUGCGAACCCACAUUUCGGCCCCACGACAACCACACACGGAAAACUUCAUGCCACAAACGGCAGUUAUUAGGCUUCGCGUUGGCUUAGAGAAUGCGGUGAGGGACCUUAAGGGUUUCGAAUACAUUUGGGUGCUUUUCUCUUUUUCCUAUGCUCUUCCUGUUGACGAAGAGUGCACGCAGGCAAAAGAUAGCGCCACUGCGGCGGAUGAUACGGGCGGUGUGAAGGGUGAUAGGGCAGAAGUUGCCGUCGGGGCGAAGCGCCAACGCCCUCGUCAGGGCGCGGAGCGCUCUGCUGGUUUCAAAACGAUGUUGGUCCCCCCACGUGAUAGUGAACUGCGAGGUGUAUUUGCCACUCGAAGUCCCCACCGCCCGAACUUUAUUGGACUUUCGUGCGUGCGUCUUGUCGAUGUGCGCGGUUUGGAGGUUCACAUUGCUGAUCACGACCUUCUCCAUGGCACACCCGUUCUAGACAUCAAACCUUACUUACCGUUUUGUGAUGCACAUCCGGAUGCGUAUGCCGGAUGGGUAGCGGAGUUGGAUGCAGCUGGCCGUGGUGGCUCUGACCACAAAUAUGACAAGCAGUCGCUGCAGGUGGAUCGCGUCUUUGAAGAGGAAGCAGUGGCGUGA